Styela clava is the source of this 3005-nucleotide messenger RNA. Its product is annotated as DNA excision repair protein ERCC-5 homolog. Gene Ontology annotation, cellular component: nucleus. Lineage: Eukaryota; Metazoa; Chordata; Ascidiacea; Stolidobranchia; Styelidae. Gene Ontology annotation, molecular function: DNA endonuclease activity; single-stranded DNA binding. The record is from RefSeq and is a predicted model, not a curated record. Gene Ontology annotation, biological process: nucleotide-excision repair.
UUUUUUUAUUUAUUUAUGAUAGUUUAGUUAAAUAUUAAAGUUAUGGGAGUAAAAGGAUUAUGGAAACUGUUGGAUGGAACAGGAAGACCUCUAAAUUUGGAAUCACUAGAGGGAAAGAUACUAGCCAUUGAUAUUAGCGUUUGGUUGAACAUGGCCAUCAAAGGAAUGAGGGAUUACCAAGGACAUGCGAGUGCAACUGCUCAUCUAACAACAUUGUUCAACAGAAUUUGUAAGCUGUUGUAUUAUGGAGUCAAACCAGUGUUUGUAUUUGAUGGGCAAGCACCAAUGUUGAAACAAAAUACACUUCGUGAGAGAAGAGAAAGAAAAACCUUCCAUGCAAAUGAAAGCAAAAAAGCCAGUGCCAAAAUUUUACAAACAUACCUCAAAAGACAAAUUUUGCAGGAGGCUACUGGAGUGAGCGCUGAGCAAAAUGGUGAUGGUGGCACAAAAAGUUCAGAUGAACCAUCGUCUUCUUCCAAACAAAGCAAAGAUGAGAAGAAACAAGAGAUAGAUAUCUUUGAUCUUCCCCCACUUGCAAGUCAACUCAAUGACAGUGAUCAAGAAGAAUUAGAAGAUGAACUCAAAAUGAGAACUGAGUUACAGAAUGAAUAUAUUGAUGAAUCUGGUCAUGUCGAUAUUGAAGGGGUUCUUAAAAUGAAUAUAGAUUCUGAAGAUUUUAAUUCACUUCCAUCCGAUGUGCAAUAUGAGUUGUUGAAAGAUUUAAAAGAAAUUAGAAAACGGAGAAGAACAAGAAUAGAGGCAAUGCCUGAAGAAUCAAAUUCUUUUUCUGAUUAUCAGAUAGCAGGUCUACUCGCAAAGCGGAAAAUCAGCAAAAAAAUUGAACAUGUUGAAAAUAAAAUGUCUGAAGAAAAUUUAGCUGCAUCAUCUUUGCAUGCUGGAUUUACAGAUGAAAUGCUGAAGGAUCAUGACAUCGAUGCUCGACAACUUGUAUCUGAUUCCUCUACUCAUUUUAUAUGGAUGAGAAAAUCUAUUAAGAAAUCAAACCCAAAUGAUGAAAGCGAAGUAUCAGCGAACAAAAUUCUACCUUCAAUUCAAGAAGAACAAAUAUCAGAAGAAGUUGUUAAGACAGAUGAAUCCCGAUCUGAGCUUAAAAAGGAUAAUCUGAAAACACAAGAACUUACAGAACAAGAUAUGAAAUUGACCAUUACAAAGGAUCAAGAAUCCACUGAUAUGGAUAUUGUAGAAUCAAACUUAACUGAUCAAAACAAUGGACUGAAAAUUGUACAAAAUCAAUCUUCAUUGACAGAGCAAAAUAUAAAUAUACAAAAUGUUGAAUCACAGAUUGUAAAACUAAAUAGUGAACUAAAUUCAUCACCGACAGAAAUUUCGAGUGUGUCUCAUUCCGUUGUCUCGUGUGAUAAUACGUUGAACUCUAAUAGCACUCAAGAAAAUACUUUAUUAAAAACACAGUUGCCAGAAUUUUCUAACAUUCAUACAGCAGAGAAGCAUAUUGAGAUUAAAGAAAGAAAAGAUGUAGAGGAUAUAAAUUUACGGACUGGUUUUGAAUUGCAACAACAUAAAGAUGAUGUUGUUGAAAACCCGACUGAUUCCUGUGUUCUUGAAAAGAAAUCAAAUCAUAGUAAUGUUACCAUAAAGCCAUCUCCAUUGCCAGCAUCAUUUUCUGAAUCAAUUCCUGAAGAAAUUACUGUCAAAAAAGCUGAAAAUGUUGAAGAAAGUUCGGAUGAUGACUUUAUUGAUAUUCCUGAGCAAGAAGGAAAAAUUAAACCGGCAACUGAUAAUAUUUCCAGCACUGUUGAACAAUCUGAUUCGUUAAAAGAUCCUGUAUCUGUUGUAUCCCAAGUCAAUGACUCACCGGACAAGUCUGAAGAGAGUAUGUUUGUGGAAAGCAAUCCUUGGGAAGGUCUAAAUGCAGAUAACAUUGAAGCUUUUAGUGGGCAACUCGAUGCUGAAAGCAAAGAACUGAAAAAAUUAAUGCAAGCAAAAGAAAGAGCAGCUCGUGAUUUGAGUCAAUCUGCACAGUUAGAAUGUCAAGAACUUUUGCAAUUAUUUGGUCUUCCUUACAUAUUGAGUCCACAGGAAGCUGAAGCUCAAUGUGCCACACUUGAACUGCUUGGGUUGACGAAUGGUACAAUAACAGAAGAUUCUGAUAUUUGGUUAUUCGGUGGAAAAUAUGUCAUUAAAGAUAUGUUCGGAAGCAAACGAGAUCCUGUUGUUUUUAAUGCAAACGAUAUAGAAAUGCAACUUGGUCUAAACAGAGAUCGAUUUAUUUGUAUUGCUUUGUGUUCUGGCAGUGAUUAUACAACAGGCAUUCAUGGUGUGGGUCCAGUCACAGCGCUGGAAAUUCUGAAGGAGUUUGAAGGGGAAGACAUUCAAGGAUUGGUUCAUUUGAAAAAGUGGUGGGAUGAGACUUGUCAACGAGUAACACAAGUGCUUCCCACAGAAACCAAGAUAAAGAGUCAGUUGCGCAGGAUCAAUUUGAACAAAAAUUUUCCAUCAGAAGCAGUUUAUAAGGCAUAUACACAACCAAUUGUUGAUGAUGCUAGCACUAAAUUUGAAUGGGGGUUUCCAGAUUUGGAUGAGCUUCGUAGUUUUGCUGUCAACACAAUGGGAUGGACACGACUCAAGGCAGAUGAAACUUUGCUUCCUUUGAUGAAGAAAUUGGGGCAGCGCCGAUCAGCUCAAUUAAAAGUUACACAAUUUUUUACCCCUGUAUCCAAUCCAACUACAAACAAAGCGAAAAGCAAGAGAGUACGAAGAGCAGUUGCAUGUCUCAAAGGCAAUGCUGAAAUUGCUCAAGAAAGUUCAAGAAGUAAAAAAAAGGCUCGAAUGACCAAGGGAAAGAAAAACCUGCUGUUAAAGAGGAGAAAUUAAAUUUGUCUGAAUCUUCAUCUGACAGUGAAUAAAGUAACCUGAAAAUGAAGCAAUCUUUACUUUUGCACGAACUGUAUGCUUUUACAUUCGACGUAAAUUUCAAUCAUACAUGUUGCAGGUUUGACGUUCAAAUACAACACAAAUGAACCCUA